ACGGCGGCCCGCAGCGCCGGACGCUGGUUGCGCGCUCCCAGGCGCCGAGCGGCCCCGGGCACGCGCGCGCGCCACCGGCCCGGCAGGUGGGUCCCGGCGCCCACGCCGCCUCUCCCGCCCGCGGGACCCUGGGCCGUGGGCUCCGCAGCCCGCCCUGUGCCUCCGGGAGGGGCGUUCCGGGCGCGGGGGAACGGCCGAGGGCUGGAGACCCUAAAGGCGCCUCCUACGGCCAGAGGGGAGCCUCCGGCGGGAGCCACCUCUCCGGGGCGCAUCAUCCUGGCCCCCAGUGCUGUCCUUAUUCCCAGCCCAGUCAAGAGCUACCGGGGCUGGCUAGUCAUGGGGGAGCCCAGUAGAGAGGAGUAUAAAAUCCAGUCCUUUGAUGCAGAGACCCAGCAGCUGCUGAAGACAGCACUCAAAGAUCCGGGUGCUGUGGACUUGGAGAAAGUGGCCAAUGUGAUUGUGGACCAUUCUCUGCAGGACUGUGUGUUCAGCAAGGAAGCAGGACGCAUGUGCUACGCCAUCAUUCAGGCAGAGAGUAAACAAGCAGGCCAGAGUGUCUUCCGGCGUGGACUCCUCAACCGGCUGCAGCAGGAAUACCAGGCUCGGGAGCAGCUGCGAGCACGCUCCCUGCAGGGCUGGGUCUGCUAUGUCACCUUUAUCUGCAACAUCUUUGACUACCUGAGGGUGAACAACAUGCCCAUGAUGGCCCUGGUGAACCCUGUCUAUGACUGCCUCUUCCGGCUGGCCCAGCCAGACAGUUUGAGCAAGGAGGAGGAGGUGGGUGGCCCCAGCCCUGGCACAAGCACAGAAGGCUGCAGGAUGGACAGUCCAGCUCAGCCGUGUGUCAGCCCACUGCUCACGGAGGUGGACUGUUUGGUGCUGCAGCUGCACCGGGUUGGGGAGCAGCUGGAGAAAAUGAAUGGGCAGCGCAUGGAUGAGCUCUUUGUGCUGAUCCGGGAUGGCUUCCUGCUCCCAACUGGCCUCAGCUCCCUGGCCCAGCUGCUGCUGCUGGAGAUCAUUGAGUUCCGGGCGGCCGGCUGGAAGACGACGCCAGCUGCCCACAAGUAUUACUACAGCGAAGUCUCCGACUAGGCCUCCAGAUCAGGGCUUCCUCACCAGCACUGGCCUUUCUUCUACCCACCUCUAAAGCUGGCAGUGGAGUCUCUACCUCACCCAAAGACUUUUCCCUUCCAGACUUUGAGUGUCUUCGCUUCUAGACUUUCCCAUCUCCUGGUGAGAUGUUUCCCACUUAUGCCGUGGUCCUGCCCUGAGCCCCUUUCCCCACCACAACCCACCAGGGCCAGGCAGAGAAGGGCAACUCCCAAGAGCCACUGCACUGUGUAACCGUUAGUGCAACUACUACCUUGGUGCCUCAGUUUACCCAUCUGUAAAAUGGGUAAGCAUAGCCACUGGUGGGAUACUCUGGGAUGUCAAGGGGUGGAGGCAGAGCACAAGUCACACCAGAAACUGCUUUUUAUACAUUUUGUACAAGGACAACUCUGGAAACAAGCCCAUUUCCUCCAGCCAGUUUCACUGAAUGCUGCACCACAUGCUACACCAGUUCAGUGUGAGAAUUUUCUAAUAAAUCUUUUCUAAUGCUAAAA
Molecule: messenger RNA, 1604 nt
Organism: Gorilla gorilla gorilla (western lowland gorilla)
Lineage: Eukaryota; Metazoa; Chordata; Mammalia; Primates; Hominidae
Gene: MIF4GD
Product: MIF4G domain containing
Exons: 6
Coding region: 337-1092 (251 amino acids)
Biological process (GO): regulation of translational initiation
Cellular component (GO): cytosol
Molecular function (GO): translation activator activity; protein binding; RNA binding
Source: RefSeq, a predicted model, not a curated record